AUGGCGGCGGCGGCGGCCGUCUCCCCGCCGCCCCCGUCGCGCGGUACCGAGGUGAGCCUGGCCGGGGGGGGCGGCGGCGGCGGCGGCGGCGGCGGGCGCGUGGCGGUGCGGCUGCGGGCGGCGGGGCGCGGGCGGCGGGCGCGGGCGGCGGCGGCGCUGGGCCCGGGGCUGGGGCUGGGGCUGGGGGCCGGGCGGGCGCCGCAGCUCUUCGAGCGCGCCUCGCCGCGUUGGUGGGACCCGCGCUUCGACUCGAGCAACCUGGAACAGGCCUGCCGCGAGCGCCGCUUCCCGCAGACGCGGCGCCGGCUCCGCUACGCGCUCUCCUACCUGGGCGCGGCGGCGCUGCUCUGGGGCGCCUUCCUGGGCUGGGGGCGCGGGGGGGGCGGCGCGGCGCGGGCGGGGGCGGCGGCGGGCGGCGCGCUCGCCUUCCUGGGCGCCUGCCUGGCCGCGCUGCUCUUCACCUUCACGCGCGCCUACGGCCGCCACCCGGCCGGCUCGGCGCUGGCGCUGGCGCUGCUGGUGCUGGCCCUCCCGUUGGCCACGCAGCUGCCGGCGGCGUCCGGGCCCGGCGCGGGGGGCAACGGGAGCGCGCGCGCCGCGCCCCCGCCCUGCCUGUCGCCGGUGGGCAGCUUCUCGCUGUGCGUGGAGGCGCUGCUGCUGCUGUACGCCGUGCCGCACCUGCCGCUCUACCUGAGCCUGCUGCUGGGGCUGGGCGGCUCGGUGCUCUUCGAGGCGUUGGGCUACGGCUUCCGCGACGAGCGCUGCUUCGCGCCCCCGCCGGGCCAGCGGCUGGCCCCCUGGGAGCUGCUGGGCAAGGCCCUGCUGCACCUCUGCAUCCACGCCACCGGGGUGCACCUCUUCAUCAUGUCGGAGGUGCGGUCUAGGAGCACCUUCCUCAAGGUGGGGCAGUCCAUCAUGCACGGGAAGGACCUGGAGGUGGAGAAGGCCCUGAAGGAGCGCAUGAUCCACUCGGUCAUGCCCAGGAUCAUCGCGGACGAUCUGAUGAAGCAGGGGGACGACGACAGCGAGAACUCCUCCGUCAAGCGCCACUCCGCCUCCAGCCCCAAAAGCAGGAAGAAGAAACCAUCCAUUCAGAAGACCCCCAUCGUGUUUCGCCCCUUCAAGAUGCAGCAGAUAGAACAAGUCAGUAUUUUGUUCGCCGAUAUCGUAGGCUUUACCAAAAUGAGUGCCAACAAAUCUGCGCACGCCCUGGUGGGGCUUUUGAACGACCUCUUCGGGCGCUUUGAUCACCUCUGCGAGGACACCAAGUGCGAGAAGAUAAGCACCUUGGGGGACUGCUACUACUGUGUGGCAGGGUGUCCUGAGCCCCGAGCAGAUCACGCUUACUGCUGCAUCGAGAUGGGCUUGGGCAUGAUCAAAGCCAUUGAGCAGUUUUGUCAAGAGAAGAAAGAGAUGGUGAAUAUGAGGGUUGGCGUACACACUGGGACGGUCCUUUGUGGCAUUUUGGGAAUGAGGAGGUUUAAGUUUGAUGUCUGGUCCAAUGAUGUCAAUUUGGCCAAUUUAAUGGAACAACUUGGCGUCGCUGGGAAGGUCCACAUUUCAGAGGCUACUGCAAAAUACUUGGAUGAUCGCUACGAAAUGGAGGAUGGAAAGGUGAUGGAGCGCGUGGGCCAGAGCGUGGUAGCAGACCAGCUGAAAGGUUUGAAAACAUACUUGAUCUCUGGUUUGAAAAAGAAGGAGACCCAUUGCAGCUGCUCGGAGAUGCUCCUCCUUCCAGGUCUAGAAGCAGGAGACGGGAAUAAGCCACAGGGAGCUUCAUCAGAGAAUGUGGAUGAUUUAACAAAAGCAUUCAAGUACUUAGAAAAAAAUAAGAUCUGCCAUUCAUGCAGUGUUACAUUUUCUUCUGGCUGUGCUAUGAGUGCAGAGGAAGGAGCCAUUCAGAAUGGAUGCCAGGAGGACCACAAGACCAGCACAAAGAGUCCUGGGGGAGGCAGCCCAAAGUCUCGGAAUGGGCUUCUAAGUCCCCCGCAAGAGGAGAAACUGAGCAACAGCCAAACAUCUCUUUAUGAAAUGUUGCAAGAGAAAGGAAGAUGGGUUGGGGCAAGCUUGGAUCAUUCAGCUCUUCUGCCAUUGCGGUUCAAAAAUAUCAGAGAAAAAACAGAUGCUCACUUUGUUGAUGUUAUUAAAGAAGACAGCUUGAUGAAAGACUAUUUUUUUAAACCACCCAUUAACAAGUUGAGCCUGAACUUCCUUGAUCAUGAUUUGGAGAUGGCCUACCGGAGCAGCUACCAAGAAGAGGUGGUUAGAAGAGUUCCUGUGAAGACCUUCGCCAGUGCUACCUUCAGUUCCCUCUUGGACGUGUGCCUCUCCACCACUGUCUUCCUCAUCCUCUCCAUCGCUUGCUUCCUGAAAUACGGGGUGGUGGCCUCUCCUCUCCCUCCUGCAGCCGUGGCUGUGGCAGUAGUGGCUGUCCUACUUGAGGUGGUCUCUCUUACCAUCUCAAUCAGGAUGGCUUUUUUUCUGGAGGAUAUGAUGGUCUGCACUAAGCGACUCUUGGAAGUGAUUGCCGGGUGGCUGCCCAGACACUUCAUCGGGGCCGUUUUGAUCUCCCUGCCUGCUCUUGCGGUCUUCUCACACUUCACCUCUGAGUUUGGAACUAACCUCUAUUCCACCAUGUUUAUGUGUUCUGCAGUUCUCAUCACAAUAGUCCAGUACUGUAACUUUUGCCAGCUCAGCUCCUGGUUGAGAUCCUCUUUGGCUACCCUUGUGGGAGGGGUCCUCCUCCUCCUCCUGCACCUGCCCUGGUGUUCCGACAGGUGAGCCACAGCAAAUCCAUCACAAUUCUGACGAAGAUCAGGCUGCCAGAACGCCUGCAACAGGUCUGCGUCGGAAGACUUCAGUAGGCCGGCAGAUCUGAUUGGCCUGGAAGUAGUUUUGGGCCUCUUCCUUCUCCUUGUCUUAGUUUGGUUCUUAAAUCGGGAGUUUGAGGUGAGUUACCGUCUCCAUUAUCAUGGAGAUGUGGAAGCUGACCUUCACCGUACCAAGAUUCAAAGCAUGAGGGACCAGGCGGACUGGCUCCUGCGGAACAUCAUUCCCUACCAUGUGGCCGAGCAGCUGAAAGUGUCCCAAAGUUAUUCCAAAAACCACGACAGUGGGGGGGUGAUCUUCGCCAGCAUUGUGAACUUCAGCGAGUUCUAUGAGGAGAAUUACGAAGGAGGCAAGGAAUGUUACCGUGUCCUGAAUGAACUGAUUGGGGAUUUUGAUGAGCUGUUGAGCAAGCCUAAUUACAGCAGCAUUGAGAAAAUAAAAACCAUUGGGGCCACCUACAUGGCUGCUUCUGGGCUGAAUGCUUCCCAGUGCCAGGACAGCAGUAACCCCCAUGCCCAUCUGCAGACGCUUUUUGAAUUUGCCAAAGAAAUGAUGCGAGUGGUUGAUGACUUUAACAACAACAUGCUGUGGUUCAAUUUUAAGCUGAGGAUUGGCUUUAACCAUGGCCCCCUAACAGCUGGUGUCAUUGGCACCACCAAGCUCUUGUACGACAUCUGGGGGGACACUGUGAACAUAGCAAGCAGGAUGGACACUACAGGAGUCGAGUGCCGGAUCCAGGUGAGCGAGGAGAGUUACCGCAUUCUUCACAAAAUGGGCUAUGACUUUGAUUACCGUGGGACAGUCAACGUGAAGGGCAAAGGCCAAAUGAAGACUUUCCUCUAUCCCAAAUGCAUGGACAGUGGGGUGGUACCCCACCAUCAGUUGUCUAUCUCUCCGGACAUUCGGGUUCAAGUAGAUGGCAGCAUCGGGCGAUCUCCAACUGAUGAGAUCACCAACUUGGUGCCUUCUGUACAGAACUUGGAUAAGAUGCCCCCCGACCUGGAGCUCAAAGAUUUGCUUCCCCGCUUCAAGAAGUUUCCCAAAGAAUUGGUUAAAUUAGACAGUCGCCCUCAGUUCGGUGCAGCUGGUGAGAAGGGUGACUGUGAGGAGGCCAGGCCGGAGGAAGCCAACGAACUAACCAAACUGAACAGCUCCCGGAGUGUGUGAUGCCCAUCGAUUCUUCUCUGUGAGAAAUCUGAGCUCUCUCCAACCGGCCUUUUCUCUUGCACAGAGGGGAUGACAGGAAGCGGCACAGCCUGGCUCAGUUGUUACCCCUCUUCCUUUGGGCACCUGAAUUGGAGAGAAUCAUAGCCAUGCCAGGCUCUGGCCCUUUUCACCCCCCUUGAAAUGUUUGUUUUUUCCCCUGAGAGGAGACAUCAAGUGCCUUCGGAGAGACUGCUGGGCUCCUCUCUGCACGGAGGAGGAGCAGUAUAGAUUGGGGAUCGGAACACGUUCAAAGGACAAGCUGUGGUUACUUCAUUUUUAUUUCUCAUCAACAUCUUCCUUUGCACCUCCAAGCAGAGUGAAUAAGUAGGUGUGUGAGUGUCAUUAGCGCUCACAUUUUAUAUGUAAACACAGAUAAUUGCAUGUUUGUCUACCUUCUGUGAUCGACACUAAGAGCUGGUCAAGGGAGAUACCGGGGGCCAGAAGGAAUGGUCAUCUUGGAACAGGGAGGAACAAGAAGAUUUCAUUUGGAGUUCAGCACUUACUAAAGAAGCAGCUGUUGAGCUUGCUGUUUGCCAAAAUCAGAUUAAAGUGCCAUUGUGCUUUCUGAAACACUGCACUUGCCAUUUCCCAGCAGAUCAGAAGGGUGCGGGUAGUGUACAGCCCGUCUUUGCCCAGUCGGUUGGAUGUGCUGGUGCCACCAAUCUUGGCUCUGCUGGUUCCUCAUUUUACCAUUGCCAAUAUAGGGGGCAGGUAAUGACUUGGGCCUACCCCACUUUAUUUUUUGCUUUGGGGGCCCUGCUGGCAUAAUCCCAUGUCAGCUUGCUUGUCUACAUGCAGGAGCCAGACUGUCCCUUAGCAGAAUUGGCCCCAAAGAAAAUGAUGAUACAUCCAAUGGGAUCUGGAUUAAUUCAUGCAGUAUUUGAGUCAUGGCUCUUGUUCUUUGUCCCAAAGAUG
Molecule: messenger RNA, 4950 nt
Organism: Protobothrops mucrosquamatus (brown spotted pit viper)
Lineage: Eukaryota; Metazoa; Chordata; Lepidosauria; Squamata; Viperidae
Gene: ADCY9
Product: adenylate cyclase 9
Exons: 9
Biological process (GO): intracellular signal transduction; cyclic nucleotide biosynthetic process; adenylate cyclase-activating G protein-coupled receptor signaling pathway
Molecular function (GO): adenylate cyclase activity
Source: RefSeq, a predicted model, not a curated record